GAGAGUUUCAGGAAGCACCUGUCUGAGUGAGAUUCAUAGCAAAGUACACGAAGAGAAAGACUGCACUGCUACACGCCAGAGAAAAACAUGCAGAGCAUCAGCUCUCCAGCAGGACGAGUCCUCUCAGAGGACCAGUUCUCCUGCUCCAUCUGCCUGGAGGUGUUCGUGGAGCCCGUCUCCACUCCCUGCGGCCACAGCUUCUGCAAGGCCUGUCUGCAGGGCUACUGGAACCACAGCAAGAAGUUCCUGUGCCCCAUGUGCAAGAAGAGCUACUCCAGAAAACCCGAGAUGAGCGUCAACCGGGUCCUGGCUGAAAUAUCCUCCCAGUUCCAGGGCCUGAUGCAGGCUGGAGGAGCUGGGGGCGGAGCUGCUUCACGGGGAUCCACACUGAACUUGAGCUCAGACGCAGGCCACAGCAGCUCUACGGGGCAGGACAGCGGGGAGUUCGCUCGGCCCGGAGACGUCCCCUGCGAUGCCUGUAUUGGAAGGAAGUUAAAGGCGCUGAAGUCCUGCGUGAAUUGCCCCGGGUCCUUCUGUGAGACUCACCUGAGGCAUCACAAGAAGGUCAAGACUCUGACGUCUCAUCGUCUGAUCGAACCCACUUUCCACCUGGAGGAGAAGAUCUGCAAGAAACACGAACGCCUCCUGGAGGUCUACUGCCGCACCGACCACGUCUGCAUCUGCACCGCCUGCGCCGAGGCCACGCACAAAUCCCACGACAUCGUCUCCGUCGACCACGAGUUCAAGAAGAAGAUGAAUAAUGUGGGAAAGAAGAGGUCAGAGCUGAAACAUUUGAUCAAGGAGAGAUCCAAGAAACUGGAGGAGAUCAAACAGUCCAUUAAGGUCAUCAAGGCCAGCGCUCAGAAGGAGCUGGAGGAGAGCUGGCAGGUUUACGCCGAGCUGCAGCGUCUGGUGGAGCAGAGUCAGGCCGAGCUGGUGGAACUGAUCGCCACGAGGCAACGCGAGGCCGAACGUCACGCUCAGGAGCUGGCCAGAGGUUUGGAGAACGAACUGAGCCAGCUGAGGAGGAGGAGCAGCGAGCUGGAGGCCCACACUCAGACCCACGACAAAGUGCUCUUCCUUCAGAACCAGACGAUGCUGUCGCCCCCACCCGAGCCCACCGAUUGGUCAGAGGUCAGCGUCAACACUGACCUCUACCUGGGAACCAUCCGCUCGUCCGUCAGCAGCCUCAUGGACAAGUUCCAGGAGGAGCUCAAAAGACUGUACGGCAAAGAGCUCCGGAAAGUGCAGAACUACUCAAGUGAGGUGAUUUUGGAUCCCUCCACAGCCCAGAAGAACCUGGUUGUGUCUGAUGAUGGUCAGCAGGUGAGAUAUGAAGAGAGGAAGUCCUCCCACACCGAGGGUCCAAAGCGCUUCAGCCCGGCCCUCUUCGUCCUGGGCAGAGAGGGUCUCAGCUCCGGGCGUCACUACUGGGAGGUGGACGUGGGCCGCAAGACAGCCUGGACGCUGGGAGUGGCCCGAGCUUCAGCCCGCCGCAAGGGGGAGAUCAAGCUGAGUCCUGAGGGGGGUUACUGGUGCCUGUGGCUCAAGGGCGGCGAGGUGAAAGCUCUGGCUGCCUCCCGCCUGCCUCUCAUGCUGCCGUCCCAACCCAGUAAAGUGGGAAUCUUCAUGGAUUACGAAGCCGGCCAGAUCUCUUUCUACGAUGUGAAGUCCCGUCUGCAUCUCUACACUUUCAUGGAUACCUUCAGUGAGACCUUGUACCCAAUCUUCAGCCCCUGUCUCACCCAGGAGGGGAAAAACGCCUCCCCUCUGGUUAUAAGCCACGUUAAACACAGCUGAAGCGGUCGGUCAGGUUAAACACGUACAACAUCUUCAUAAGGUUUGGUGUAAGCGCAGAUAUUUGUAACUUGUCAGCCAGUUUUAGGACAAUUUAACAUGUUUGCGCAGCAUUUUACCUCAAAUUAGUCACAUCAAAUUAAAACAUGUCAUUUUGCACUCACUACAACACUUUAUUGUUAUGCCAAAAGCUGAAAUUGACACUGACAGCAUGUAUUACUGUGAUCAAUGAUCUGUACCAUCUGUACAUACAAUAAACAAGAGGAUAUUAUAGUGUAAAAAUAAGUGAAGGACAUGAGAUCAUUCUUCCAAAGACCAAAUUAAAGCUUUGGUUCUUACUGUUAGUUUCGCCUCUGGUUCAGCUGGACAUGUUUGCUGAGUUUGAAUAAUGCUGCACCUCUGGCACUUUCCUUACUGUGUAAGUCUUUAUUUAACUGCAACUAGAAUUCUUUGGAGACUUUACAUAUUAAAGCAAUGAAGUUAAUAGAUGUAAAUUUCAUGCCAGAGGCUUGAAAUGAAGAUUUUUUUUUUUUAUGUUUGUAAUGUACAUUAUUUGAAAACAAAGUAGACCAAGUUUUGUUUUAAGGGCCAUGAAACUAUGAUCUGUAUUUUUAUAUUGAAUAAUUCUUUCUGAACCUGUCCAAUAAAGAUGAUCAGACACAAAA
This is a messenger RNA of Amphiprion ocellaris (clown anemonefish), 2462 nucleotides long. Its product is annotated as E3 ubiquitin-protein ligase TRIM39-like. NCBI's taxonomy places the organism in Eukaryota, Metazoa, Chordata, Actinopteri, Pomacentridae. The record is from RefSeq and is a predicted model, not a curated record. The coding region runs from base 88 to 1800 and encodes 570 amino acids. Gene Ontology annotation, molecular function: protein binding; zinc ion binding. The transcript has 8 exons.